Cucumis sativus (cucumber) is the source of this 613-nucleotide messenger RNA. Its product is annotated as late embryogenesis abundant protein 6. Gene Ontology annotation, biological process: embryo development ending in seed dormancy. The transcript is spliced from 2 exons. Bases 129 to 491 code for a protein of 120 amino acids. Lineage: Eukaryota; Viridiplantae; Streptophyta; Magnoliopsida; Cucurbitales; Cucurbitaceae. The record is from RefSeq and is a predicted model, not a curated record.
ACAAGUGGAAUCCAACGUGUAAUGGUUUAGAAGCCUAUUAUGAUCUUCAUUUUGAUAUUAUAUAAUAUGUUUUGUUUUUGAAAUGAUUUAAAACUUGUGGAAGAAAUCAGAGAGAAAGAGGGAUAAUUAUGCAGUCUGCCAUGGAGAAGCUGAGUAACAUGGGAAGUGUUGCUAAAGAAAAGCUCAAAAUUUGUAGAGCCAAACUCGACGAGAAGGUGGAGAAAGCUUCGGUGAAGACAGCAGAGGAGAGGAAGAUCAUUGAGGAGAGAAGAAAGGCAGCAACGGCGGAGGCAAAGCGUGAGCUACACGAGGCGAAAGCCAGACAUGCUGCUCAAAAGCUAAGGAAUAGGAAAUCACAUGUACUUGGUGGCCAUCGACACCAUCAAUCACCUAUGGAGGGCGGUGCCGCUACACAUCUUGGCGGAGCAACAAAUGUUCCGGCUUAUCCUAUAACCAGCCCGGAGGGGUACCAUCCCGGACAUAAAAUUUAACCAUUUUUAUAAGCUCUGUUUUUCUAAUUUUUAGAACUUGUAGAUGUAAUUUUUGCAUUAUUGUUAUUGGGUCGUUCUGUCAUCUAUGUGUUGUAAAAUCCUUAACUUGGGAAGUUGUAAAA